Sardina pilchardus (European sardine) is the source of this 883-nucleotide messenger RNA. RefSeq lists its product as uncharacterized. NCBI's taxonomy places the organism in Eukaryota, Metazoa, Chordata, Actinopteri, Clupeiformes, Clupeidae. Gene Ontology annotation, cellular component: plasma membrane. Gene Ontology annotation, biological process: immune response-regulating cell surface receptor signaling pathway. Bases 111 to 770 code for a protein of 219 amino acids. The record is from RefSeq and is a predicted model, not a curated record. Gene Ontology annotation, molecular function: signaling receptor activity. The transcript is spliced from 5 exons.
GAGAGCAAUUAAGUGAGAGGAUCCUGCAUCAGUAAGAGCACAUGUGAAUCUGGAGCUCCAGCGGUCAUCUGUUUGUACUCCGUCCCUCUGCUGGCCUGCUGAUCAUCAGGAUGGAGGUUGGGAGUCCUAAUGCUGCUGCUGGUCCGUUGCUGUGGCUGCUUCUCCCUCUACUCUGCCAGAGCACCGCUGCUCAGGAUGAAGUCAUGUGCGAUGCUCAGGUCCUGGUGAGAAGGAACACUGUCCUGAGAACAGCCCCGAUGAAACCCCUGAUGCUGAACUGUACCAUCAGAUGGCAGAACUGCAGCACAGAGCCCACCGUCACCUGGUGUAAACUCCUCACUGAUGGCAGCUGUGUUCAAGUGAACUCAACACAUAGACAUCACAUCUACCAGGAGAGAACCCGGGGAGGGGAAAAUGAACUGAUCUCCCAUCUGAAAUUGAACCCUGUGACCAAACAAGAUGAUGGUCUAUAUCGCUGUGGAAUAUCUCAAUCUGUCAUCAGUCAUGCCAUCAACAUAUCUGUGUCAGAAAGUCCACAUACUACCACAGAGAGUCCACCCAUCAGGACGAAUCCUGCAUGUUCAGACUGGCUGAUCUAUGUGUGUGUCUGCACUGCCUGUGCAGUGGUCAUUCUCAUCGUCAUCAUCAUCUGCCUUUGCGCACUCAGAGGUGAGCAUCACUUCACAGGACACUGUCUUUGCUCUGAGUUGCUACGAAGGGAGUCGAGUGAUGCAGACCUGCAUCCACUUAAUGAUGUACCAGUUAGUUAGACAUGACUAGUACAGCCACGAUUAACGAUGUACCAGUUAGUUAGACAUGACUAGUACAGCCACGAUUAAUGAUGUACCAGUUAGUUAGACAUGACUAGUACUGUACAGCCACC